Molecule: messenger RNA, 528 nt
Organism: Equus quagga
Lineage: Eukaryota; Metazoa; Chordata; Mammalia; Perissodactyla; Equidae
Gene: PNOC
Product: prepronociceptin
Exons: 2
Coding region: 1-528 (175 amino acids)
Biological process (GO): sensory perception; neuropeptide signaling pathway; chemical synaptic transmission
Cellular component (GO): axon terminus; plasma membrane; dendrite
Molecular function (GO): opioid receptor binding
Source: RefSeq, a predicted model, not a curated record
AUGAAAAUCCUGCUUUGUGACCUCCUGCUGCUCAGCCUCUUCUCCAGCGUGUCCAGCAGCUGCCAGAAGGACUGCCUGGCCUGCAGAGAGAAGCUCCACCCAGCUCUCGACAGCUUCAGCCUUGGGGUGUGCAUCCUCGAGUGUGAAGGGAAGGUCUUGGCCAGCCCUCUCUGGACUCCAUGCACCAAGGUCAUGGGCAGGGGCUCCAGGCAACUCAGCUCUGCUGAGUCAGAGCAUGUGGUGGCUGCUCUUUACCAGCCAAGAGCCUCCGAGAUGCAUCUGAAGAGAAUGCCUCGCAUCAGGAGCCUGUUCCAAGUGCAGAAAGGGAGAGAGCCUGGCAUGGAUGAGGCUGGAGAGAUGGAGCAGAAGCAGCUGCAGAAGAGGUUCGGGGGAUUCACUGGGGCCCGGAAGUCUGCCCGGAAGUUGGCCAACCAGAAGCGGUUCAGUGAGUUCAUGAGGCAGUACCUGGUCCUGAGUAUGCAGUCCAGCCAGCGCCGGCGCACCCUGCACCAGAAUGGUAAUGCGUAG